AUGACUGUCUACACAGAAAACGUUGUGCUGUGCUGUUCUAACUAUGGCUACUAUGAUAAUGUGUAUCCAAAACACUACCAUGCUGCUGCAGCAGUGUGCCAAGCUAUCCUGUAUGAGGUCCUGUACAAGGAUGUGUUUGGGAUCGAGGAGGAGGAGAUUCACUCUGCCCUGGAUGUGUUCCACGGCAGUGGGGGGAGGCGGUACCGCAACAGCUCCUUGAUGUGCAGCGAGGACGCCAACUUCGAAACCAGCGACAACCACAAGAGCCCCACAGCAAACAAGAAGUCAGCCUUUGAUAAGGAGGACUUGGAGGUGACUGAGGGUGGCAAUCCUUCUGAAGAGAAAUCCAAAUCCGGACCAGUAGAACAGAAGCCUGCAGACGGCCCAGCAAAGACCUCUUUUCCUUACGAGGUGCUGAAAGCUUUGGACCCGUCUAUCUACCGCAAUGUUGAGUUUCACGUCUGGAAAGACAGCAUGAAAGAGCUUCAGAAAACUAACUACAUGGUGUUUGCUGGGAGGCUGUACUGCUUGGGAGAAAAAUUGACUUGUAAACUGGUUGUGUUCCAGGUUCGCUUGGAGCCUGGUGGGAAGUACUACAAUGCUUUUAUCCAAGAGGUUGGGCAUCACAGCAGUGCAGUCACGGUUUUUAUAGAGGAGCUGGGUGAAAAGCACCUUGUCCCUUUGACGAACCUGAAACCAGUCACCCAGGUUAACCCAGUGCCAGCCUGGAACAGUGCCCCAAACCGGAAAGGGGGGAAUAAUAAAAGGAUGUCUGAUGGAUAUGCAGCAGAGCUCGACCAUGACGUAAGGCGUCACAGGCGUUUCUACAAGAAGGCCCGUGGGAAGGAGAUGGCCGUGGCGCACAGCAGGGGGCAGUCUGGGCUUCCCCCAAGACUGCAGCACAACAUCCCUUCCGGCAGGUCCUCCUCCAUCCACAACCCCCCGGGCAGCACCAACAUGGCCCCCUACAAGCAGUACCAGCCCCACCCCUCCAGCCAGCGGGCAGGCCGAGGCUACGGGCCUCCCAGAAGUUCAGCAUGCUUUGUUAAUAGACACCCUUUGGUUGGACCCGAGGUAGCGUACUACUCUAGCCUAGGAAGGAGGUAUUACCAGAGCUUUGAUAACUACGCCUACAGGUCACGGUAAGGGCAAGGCUGCUGUCCAGUGUGUCACAGAACCACAUUCAUAUCCUCAAAUUUUGUUGUUUAGCUGAUUUAGCCCUCAUUUUAGCUCCUUUUCUGCUUGCUCUGAACAUAACUUUUCACGUCUUGUUUAAUAUUUAAUAAACCCGGC
Acipenser ruthenus (sterlet) is the source of this 1293-nucleotide messenger RNA. Its product is annotated as putative bifunctional UDP-N-acetylglucosamine transferase and deubiquitinase ALG13. The transcript is spliced from 10 exons. Lineage: Eukaryota; Metazoa; Chordata; Actinopteri; Acipenseriformes; Acipenseridae. The record is from RefSeq and is a predicted model, not a curated record. The coding region runs from base 1 to 1146 and encodes 381 amino acids.